UUGGCGGGAAUGCUAAGUUUUGUUGUGAAUAUAUAACGUUCAUGAUGGUUGAAUUAGUAGUUGUUUCUACCUUAAUUGACAUUUCUAGAGGUGCUUCUACUGCAGCUGAUAAAGGUAGUCCAAAAACAGAUAUGUCAACCGCCAAUCUAAUUCGGGUCGAUCAAUCAGGGAAAGGUGACUUUAGAAAAAUUCAAGAGGCCAUUGAUUCAGUUCCCUCUAAUAACUCCGAGCUGUUUUUCAUUUGGGUUAAGCCUGGAACUUACAGAGAAAAAAUUGUUGUGCCUUCUGACAAACCCUUGGUUACUUUAAGUGGAACAAAAUCAUCUAAUACAAUUAUAACAUGGAACGAUAAUGGGAACAUAUUUGAUUCUCCAACACUCUCUAUUCUGGCAUCUGAUUUUGUUGGACGAUUUCUCACAAUUCAGAAUACAUUUGGAACAGGUGGGAAAGCAGUUUCAGUAAGGGUGUCAGGAGACAAAGCUGCAUUUUACAAUUGUAGAAUCCUCUCUUAUCAAGAUACCCUCUUGGAUGAUUCUGGAAGGCAUUACUUCAACAAUUGCUAUAUAGAAGGAGCUGUUGAUUUCAUUUUUGGAAGUGCUGCUUCUCUAUUUGAAAAAUGCCAUCUGCACUCAUUAUCUGAAAGAGACGGAGCUAUUACUGCUCAUCGUAGGGAGUCUUCAGAAGAGAACACAGGGUUCACUUUUUUGGGGUGCAAAAUCAGUGGUGAUGGAGCUGCUUUUUUGGGUAGGCCUUGGGGUUCUUUCUCCCGAGUGGUGUUUGCGUACACUUUCAUGUCCACUCUUAUAAUUCCACAAGGAUGGAAUGACUGGGGAGACCAGGCCACACACAGUACUGUGCACUAUGGUGAGUACAAGUGCUAUGGCCCUGGUGCGAAUAGGUCGAAGAGGGUGGGGUGGUCACGCAGCCUAACAAGUGAUGAAGCUGCCUCAUAUUUGACAAAGGACAUGAUUGGAGGGAGAGAUUGGCUCAGGGCUCCACCAAAUCGCUUCAAGAGAGGCUCUGCUCUUUUAUCUGCCAUGCAUAUUGAAAAUGAAUAAACCACUUAUAAAACUUACAAGAUUGCCUCAAAUUCUUAGUUUAAAUAUAUUUAUAUAUAUAUAUAUAUAUAUUCAUGUGAUACACCACUAAUUUCGUACACUACUUUAAUUGCCUCAAAUUCAAUAUAAACGUUGCUUCAUAUGUAUAUGAAUAUAAAAUAUAUAUCAUAAUAUCCUUCAACUAUCUUUAGGAACUUUGAAUAUUGGAGGUCUAGCUUCUUGGUCGUCUUAAGGUAUCCUAGAACUCUCAAUUGUCUCCCAAUGUUCCAUACUUAGAUUGUUUGUAAACCUACUUAGUUUAACAACUGCAUAUGCAAUAUCCGCUCUUGUAUAAUUUGCAGCAUACAUUAGACUCUCUAAUGC
This is a messenger RNA of Humulus lupulus (European hop), 1421 nucleotides long. Its product is annotated as putative pectinesterase 11. Gene Ontology annotation, molecular function: pectinesterase activity. The transcript has 5 exons. The coding region runs from base 42 to 1058 and encodes 338 amino acids. Lineage: Eukaryota; Viridiplantae; Streptophyta; Magnoliopsida; Rosales; Cannabaceae. Gene Ontology annotation, biological process: cell wall modification. The record is from RefSeq and is a predicted model, not a curated record.